UCAGAACACAAUCAGUAUGACGUUUAACAGCGCUUUGAGUUUAGCUGGAAUCAUACUUCUCAGCAUAGCAGGUUCUCUCUGCCAGUUAGAUGUAUGUGGUCGAGCCUCCCUCAAGAACAGGAUUGUUGGAGGGGAAAAUGCGACAGCAGGGGCUUGGCCAUGGCAGGUCAGCAUUCAUGUCGUCGGUUUUGGCCAUAAUUGUGGUGGGACUCUCAUCACUAAAGACUGGGUUUUAUCUGCAGCUCAGUGCUUCCAGAGUCAAAAUGAGUCUGACACUGUGAUGUACUUUGGUCGUCUGAACCAAUCUGGCUCAAACCCUAAUGAGGCAUCCAGGACAGCGAGCCGAAUCAUCAACCAUCCUGGCUAUGUCGGUGCUCCUUAUGACAACGAUAUAGCACUGGUCCAGCUCUCCUCCUCUGUGAAUUUCACUGAUUACAUAAGGCCGGUCUGUCUGGCAGCGGCUGGGAGUGUAUUUGGUGGAGGUACGGAGAGCUGGGUCACUGGAUGGGGCAGACUACAACCUGGAGGCCAGGUUCCUGACAUACUGCAGGAGGUGAUGAUACCAAUUGUGAACAACAGUGCCUGUGCUAAUGCUUAUGGAGGGAGAAUCACAAGCAAUAUGAUUUGUGCUGGAUUGUUAAAUCAGGGAGGAAAAGAUUCAUGUCAGGGAGACGGUGGAGGUCCAAUGGUCAGCAAGAGCGGCUCCCUGUGGAUUCAGUCCGGCAUUGUGAGUUUUGGUAAAGGAUGUGCUGAGCCCAAAUAUCCUGGUGUGUACUCCAGAGUGUCUCAGUACCAGGACUGGAUCAAGUCUAACACAGGCAGCAACCCACCUGGAUUUGUUGAAUUCAACACUGAAAAGCCAACAUCCAACUCCAACUUCGGAAGCGUUCCCAACCUCCUCUUAUUCCCCCUUUCUCUCACAUUCUCCCUCAUUCCUGUCUCCCUCUCUCUCUUCCUAAAGACUGUCUGA
Messenger RNA from Sinocyclocheilus grahami, 970 nucleotides. Its product is annotated as trypsin I-P1-like. The transcript is spliced from 6 exons. Lineage: Eukaryota; Metazoa; Chordata; Actinopteri; Cypriniformes; Cyprinidae. Gene Ontology annotation, molecular function: serine-type endopeptidase activity. Gene Ontology annotation, biological process: proteolysis. The record is from RefSeq and is a predicted model, not a curated record. Bases 17 to 970 code for a protein of 317 amino acids.